Molecule: messenger RNA, 777 nt
Organism: Aureobasidium subglaciale EXF-2481
Lineage: Eukaryota; Fungi; Ascomycota; Dothideomycetes; Dothideales; Saccotheciaceae
Exons: 3
Coding region: 1-777 (258 amino acids)
Biological process (GO): vacuolar acidification
Cellular component (GO): vacuolar proton-transporting V-type ATPase complex; fungal-type vacuole membrane
Molecular function (GO): proton-transporting ATPase activity, rotational mechanism
Source: RefSeq, a predicted model, not a curated record
AUGUCCGCUGCAGGAAGAGAGGCCGUGUUCCCUACCCGGCAAUCGCUGGGCUUAAUGAAGGGCAAACUGAAGGGCGCCCAAACCGGCCACGACUUGCUCAAGCGUAAGAGUGAGGCUCUGACCAAACGUUUCCGAGAAAUCACCCGCCGCAUCGACGAUGCAAAGCGCAAGAUGGGCAGAGUCAUGCAGAUUGCUGCCUUUUCCCUAGCCGAAGUCAGCUAUGCCAUUGGAGGCGCUGGAAUCGGUUACCAAAUCCAAGAGUCGGUUCGCUCUGCAAAGUUCCGUGUCCGCACCCGCCAGGAGAACGUCAGUGGUGUCUUUCUACCUCAGUUCGAGAGUUUCCAGACUGAGGGCAACAACGACUUUGGCCUGACUGGACUGGGCAAGGGAGGUCAGCAAGUCCAGAGGUGUCGAGAGACAUAUGUCAGAGCUGUAGAGACGCUUGUCGAGCUUGCUAGUCUGCAGACUGCCUUUGUCAUUCUCGACGAUGUCAUCAAGGUUGUCAACCGCAGAGUAAACGCCAUUGAGCAUGUAAUCAUCCCCCGCACAGAAAACACCAUCAAGUACAUCAAUUCCGAGCUAGACGAGUUGGACAGAGAGGAGUUCUUCAGACUGAAGAAGGUGUCAGGCAAGAAGGAACGUGAUGCUCAGGCAGAGGAAGCUGAACGUCAAAAGGCUAAGAAGGCCGCUGAAGAGAAGGGAGCCGAUUCACAAGCCGACGAUGGUCCUCAAGACAUUUUGGGAGGAGGAGAGGAUGACGAGGAUGUCAUCUUCUGA